Molecule: messenger RNA, 2058 nt
Organism: Vollenhovia emeryi
Lineage: Eukaryota; Metazoa; Arthropoda; Insecta; Hymenoptera; Formicidae
Product: achaete-scute complex protein T3-like
Exons: 2
Coding region: 367-1224 (285 amino acids)
Biological process (GO): regulation of transcription by RNA polymerase II
Cellular component (GO): RNA polymerase II transcription regulator complex
Molecular function (GO): RNA polymerase II transcription regulatory region sequence-specific DNA binding; DNA-binding transcription factor activity, RNA polymerase II-specific; protein dimerization activity
Source: RefSeq, a predicted model, not a curated record
CGGGGGCUUAGGACCCGAGAUCGAGAGUGCGUGGGGAUAGGCGCGUGCCCGCCCCGGCUAUAUAAGGCCCCGAACCCUCAUUGGCUAGGCAUUUCGGGAGCCAGAAUCGUACCGAGAGCAUCGAGGGUGCGGAUUAAGUUUUCUUCCCACGCUUUUUCUUUUCGGUCGAUCGAGUAAACCGCACGCUUUCGUCCGUUUUUUUUCCUCAUCUUCACGUGUACCACGAGGUGUUAACGAGUCGCAUCGACCUCACCUCGACAAAGUUUCUCUUCGAUACGUCGAGCCAGUGUACGUCGCGCGAAGGUCGCCUGGCACGCGCUGCUACAAUUCCUGCUCCCGGGUGGUGGGGGGAUUCGGACCCGUGAUAUGACCUUAGUGGGGUCCACGGAGGAGAGCGUUCUGCCCAUCAUGCUGGGUGUACAGCAGCAGCAUCACCACCACGGCCUUCACGCCACUUCCAGCGCGCAAACCCAUCGCGGCAACGUGAUCGUCUCCACCAAUAAUAUGCCAACCAACAACAGUACUCUACAACACGGGUGCAAGCGACCCAAGAUCUACGGCCAGGCAACCGGGCCUUACGGCACGGUGCCGCAUCAGCCCGCCUCGGUGGCUAGACGAAAUGCGCGUGAGCGCAACAGGGUGAAGCAGGUAAACAACGGGUUCGCCACACUGAGGCAACACAUACCGCAGACAGUGGCGCAGGCAUUGGGAAGUAGUACCGCCGGGACACACGGAGGAUCCAGAGCCGGCAGCAAGAAGCUAUCUAAAGUGGAGACCCUGAGGAUGGCGGUGGAAUACAUCAGGAGCCUUCAACGUCUUCUGGAGGAGCACGACGGUGGCUCCGAGUCCAGCGGCUCCUCGCCCGCUUCUUCAACGUCCUCCAACUUGUCCGAAAAUGGAGUUAACUCCGACUCCAAUCAUUCGGCGGAACUAAGAUUACGAGGUGGCAUCACCAGGGAGAUCCAUUGCCACGGUAGUCCACACGAGUCCGAUCUUCGGCAUCAACACCUCAGGCAGAACUCGAGUCCAAUGACUUUCGUCCCAACGACAUUCUCGGAGGCGUCAAGUUCACCAACGCCAAGUUUCAUCUCCGAAACCUCGUCGGCUGAAAGUCAAGGUUACGGCACCCUUUACAUGACGCACUCCGAUAGUUACGACAAUUGCGAAGACGAGUCAUUGUUGGAAGCCAUCGCCAUAUGGGAAGGGCGUUCUGAUCUUCUGUGAAGACGUCGAGAUGUCGAUUUGGCUCGGCUCCUGCGUACUUCUCAAGCAACGACCAAAUGCAAAGGCACGUGUAAGUCAAAAACAUAAACGACGCGAGCAAGGGAAACAAAGGUAAACGAAGAAAGCGGCUGUUGCAUUAAUUAUAAUCUAGUCACAUUACUUGCACUUUGUCGUCUAAACUAUGUGUAAUACGUUAGCCACUUUUGUACAAACGCGAAAGACCUUUGGAUGUACGUUAUAUUUAGAAUUAUGCGUCGCGCAUUGAUAUCGAAUAAUUUUGAAGCCUGAGGUAUUAGAAGUAUUUCAAAAGUACAUGACAAAUGCAUUGCAAUUACGUUGUCUUUUUAUUUCAUAAUUUAUUACGGCGAAAAUAUUUUCUUAUAUUUGAUUAUUCAAAAGUAAACAUAAGGUAGGGCAGGCCUACACAAUUAUUUAUUCAGGAUGGCUCCCCCCCAUCUCACUGUUCUCGAAUUAUUUUUUAAUUAUUUAUCGCGUAACAAAAAAUAUUUUAAACAAAAGCGUGGUUUCAAGGAAGCCACAGAAAUAUGUCCGAAGAGAUUAUCGAAAAAUUAACACGGAGUACGUUAAAUUCUUGUAUUCUUACGGGCAAGUUAAAUAAAACCAUAUGACUCGUGCGAAAACUCACGUGGUUUUAUUUAACAAUUGAAAGCGACUUCGUGGAGUAAAAUUUAUGCUAUGAGAUGUUUCCCUCGAAAUCAUAUAAUUUUCACUCGAAACGUUUCAAUAGUUUGAGAUUGUUCUUAAAACGAGAUCCGUCGACAGGUAUUAUUGUGUAUAUUGAAACAAUUAUAAUAAUAAUUUUAUAUAUUAUAU